Messenger RNA from Oldenlandia corymbosa var. corymbosa, 2352 nucleotides. The record is from the annotation of a GenBank genome assembly. Lineage: Eukaryota; Viridiplantae; Streptophyta; Magnoliopsida; Gentianales; Rubiaceae.
CACGAUAAUAAGGGGUUGAUUGUUGAAUAAGAUAGAGAGAGUUUUUACCAAUUGAAGAAAUACUGUUAAAUAGGCGCUCCAUACGACACCGUUAUUGUCUUUCCCUUUAGCAAUUUGACGACACCAACGAUUUUUGUUCCCUCUUCUUUCCCAAUUGAACACGUCUGAUAGCCCAUAUCCUCAAAAUUCUACCCCCUGCUUAUCCUCUUCAGCGGUCCUCCGGGAGAAUUGCAGUUCGUCACCUUUCCACGGUCCAUGAUUCAGUAAUCUUUUUUUCCAUGAUUCAAUAAUCUAUCAUUCCUGUUUACCCAAAAACUUGUGCCCUGUAUCCAUCCAAUUGCGAGUGCCUCUCCGAAAUGUACUUGGUUGCUAAUUCAAGGUUCUAAGGGGCACAUUUGGGUAGAAGGAGAUAACCUUAUGUCCAGAGAUUCAAGGAACAUUGGAGAUAACAAACACAAUAAAGUAAUUUUUUUGGUGUGUGGAUGAUGUUAUUAUCUCUCCCCCUUCCCUUUUUAUCCAUGUUUAAUGCUCCAACUCCCUCCUCCUCCUCCUCCUACAUUCCUGGUUUUUAUGCCUCCCCCAGAUUUUUUCACAUGUUACAAGUACUGGGUUGCACUCCUUCAAUUUCUUCUUCUCAUAGCUCAACCCCAAGAUUAUUAGCUGCUACCAAGCUUAGACAUAUCUCAUCUUAUUCAUCAUCAAAAAAUAUUAGUUUUCAUGAAAAUCGCCAUUGCCACCGAUGCAACCACCCCACGGCACACAUCUCAUCCACUUCUGCUCCUUCGUCCUCUUUUGGCGAUGAGGAUGAGUUCGGGCCAGCCACGGACGAAGGAGAUGAUGAUGAUGAUGAUGAAGAAGAGGACGAUGAUGAUGGGCAUGUGUUUCCCCGGCACUAUUUAGCAUUCCCACAGCCACCACAACUCUCUUCAAAUUUUACAUCUUGUACUUCUUCUACGCCUCUGCCAGACCGCUGGGACGUCUUGGGUCUCGGCCAGGCCAUGGUUGAUUUUUCUGGGAUGGUUGAUGACGAUUUCUUGGAGAGACUUGGACUUGAAAAGGGCACCAGGAAAUUGGUGAAUCAUGAGGAACGGGGUCAAAUUUUACGAGCGAUGGAUGGAUGCAGCUACAAAGCUGCAGCUGGUGGAUCACUUUCUAAUACUCUAGUUGCCUUAGCUAGGCUUGGUGGACACUCAAUUGGAGGCCCUCCUCUUAAUAUAGCUAUGGCAGGCAGCGUUGGGACUGACCCACUUGGUGGAUUUUACAGGUCAAAACUGAAACGAGCUAAUGUGAGCUUUCUGUCAACGCUAGUUGAGACAGGAACAACGGGAACAGUUAUUGUUCUCACAACACCAGAUGCACAGCGCACUAUGCUUGCUCACCAGGGCACAUCUUCUGCGAUCAGCUAUGAUUCUAGUUUGGCCACUUCAAUAUGUAAAGCAAAUAUAUUAGUUGUAGAAGGAUAUUUGUUUGAACUCCCUGAUACAAUCAAAACAAUUACCAGAGCAUGUGAGGAUGCACGCAGAUCAGGUGCUCUAGUUGCAGUGACCGCCUCAGAUGUUUCUUGCAUUGAGAGACACUAUGAUGACUUCUGGGAUAUCAUGGCUAACUAUGCGGACAUAGUUUUUGCAAACACCGAUGAAGCCAGGACACUUUGUGAUUUCUCCGACAAGGAAAGCCCGGUAUCAGCGACAAGAUACUUAAGCCAUUUUAUACCACUAGUCUCAGUCACAGACGGAGCAAGAGGAUCAUACAUAGGGGCAAAAGGGGAAGCUGUGUACAUCCCCCCAUCGCCAUGUGUGCCAGUAGAUACCUGUGGUGCAGGGGAUGCUUACGCGUCUGGGAUACUAUAUGGGGUGCUUAGGGGAGUAUCUGAUUUGAAAGGUUUGGGUGCCUUAGCCUCUAAAGUGGCCUCUGUAGUUGUAGGGCAACAGGGUACUAGACUUAGGGUACAAGAUGCCGUUGCCAUUGCCAAGAGUUUUACAUGUUCAACUUCUUCUUCCAUGAGUUCGGAUGUUGGUUCCGAUCAAAUCUCAAGUUUGUAGCAUUAUCACACAAUAGAAACCCAUAUUUUUUGUGUAUUUAUUUAUACCACAAAACCACUGUACAUAUGCAUUAGUUAUGUAUUAGUACUAUUCUAGUGAGGCGAAAUAUUGCUCGAUUAAUUUUACGUCAUAAUACCUGAAAAAAAUCACCAAAUAUAGAUUGAUGACAACUGGUUCAUCCUUUUCUUUUUGCCCCAGGACUAUAUAUGUGACUUCGUUUACAUGAAACUCCUAAUGCAGACAUUUCGUAGUGCAGAGACUUUGUUUACUUACUAUUGCAGAGAUUUCCUCGUGUAAUUCACAACAGCCC